UUAUAUAGAUCACACAUACAACACAUCUAUGGGAAUAUAUGAAUACAUAGAAAUAUAGAGUACAAAAAGUUCAUAUAUUUUGGCGCCAUAUCGCUAGAAAAUAAGAAAUGGAUCCACUGGACCUGUCAUUAGAUGAAAUGUCAUUGACAGAUAACGUGAAUAAUGAAGACAAAAUAAAAGAAGCAAUUAAAAAAUAUUUAAUUGACAACAAUGAAAUGUCAUCAUUGAUUAAUGACCGCAAGAAAACAAAAGAUGCUAAAAAGUCUGAAGAAAAAAUUAAUGAAGCUGAUGAGAAUUUUUUAAAGUCUUCAUUAUUUUCAGUGAUCGACUUAUACACCCAAGCAGUCGCUUAUGCGCCAAAUGAUUCACGUGAGCUGGCGGUAGCAUACGGAAAUCGAUCAGCGGCUUUGAGUUACGCGAAAUUAUAUCAAGAUUCACUGAAAGAUAUCGAACGUGCAUUGAAACUUGAUUACCCAGAUAAUCUGCGAGCUAGACUGUACGCACGUCAAGUCAAAAAUUUGCUUGCGCUCAACUCUAAAAUUCGUCAAGAAGUUAAAGAAGCACUUGCUCAAACUAAUUACUGGAUGAUACAAAUGGAUGAGACCAAUAAAAAAAUAGUACAGAGCAUUCUAAAUAAAUUAAAUCAGCGUAACUCAACUGCUGUGCCUUACAAGAAAUGGGACUCAAGUAAAUUCCUGCCUGAAGUCCCUACAGAUAAUCCUAAAAUACCGCGCGCUUCAAGUGCGAUCAGUCUGGAGUAUUCUGAAAAAUAUGGAAGACAUGUUGUAGCUACCAGAGAUAUAAAAGCCUGUGAAACUUUGCUAGUGCACAAGGCUUACGCUUCUAUUUUACACGUUGAAAAUGUUUGGAAGUACUGCUGGUACUGUUCGAAACGUACUUGGUCAAGUGUACCAUGUAAACAAUGUACUAAUGUCAUUUAUUGCGAUGAAAAUUGUCGGGAUGCUGCUUGGAAUGAAUAUCAUGACUUUGAAUGUCCAGUUAUCGCUACAAUGUUUUCUCAUGAAUUUAACUCUGUAUUUAUUAUGAGCUUAAGGCUAACAAUAAAGGCGUUCAAAGAGGCUGGAUCUCUGGAGAAAUUGAAGGAAAAAAUUCAAGACAUUGAUUCAAUUACAGAUCCCAUAGCUAGAGGCUUUACUGAUGAUGUUUGGGAUGAUACCAAGUAUGCAAGUGUGUAUACUUUGACCAGAAACUUAUCAGAUACUAUAUCAGAACAGUGUUUAAAAAAAUCUAUUGAGAUUUUGUAUUGUUUAAUAACAACAACUAAAAUGUUUGAUGAAAAAAUCGACAUGGAAAAUUUGGCUGAUGAUAAAUGGGCUAAUUUUAUUGGAGAAUUAAUUUUAAAACACGUGGAAAUUAGUAGAGCUAAUGCUAUUCAAUUGAGAGUCAAGCGUGAUCCGGACACUUUUGUUCCCUACUGCGAUGUUUUGAUGCCUUUCUGCAGUUUAUUUAAUCACAGCUGUGAUCCCAACGUGCACAAGUUUACAUCAGGAAAUACAAAUGCCAUUUUCGCGACCCGUGUUAUAAAAAAAGGUGAACAGGUAGUGAUAAGUUAUGGUCCGAGGUUCCAAAAUUUAUCAACAGCUGAACGAAGACAGCACUUGCAAGUCCAUAAAUUCAUUUGCGAAUGUAUCGCAUGUUCAAAUAACUGGGGACCGGAAUAUCGUUUGCCAUCUUGCCAAGAACAAUCAUUGCCAGUUGAAAUUAAAAAUAAGCUUACGACAACUUCCAGAUACUUGUCAUUCGUACGAGGUAUGUGGAGUAAUGCAGAUAAAACAAGCAAAUAUAUAAAAGAAACGCUUUAUUGUUUAUCAGAAAUAAUAAAUACUUAUUGUGAACAUGUUGAAUAUCCUUGUCUUGAAAUAGAAGCAUGUAAAGACUUUUUGGAGUUUGUCUAUCGGUACAUCAGUGAUCAUUAACGCGCUUACUAUUAUAUUUAUUUAAUAUUUAUUACUAUAAACUACUCCGUACUAUUAAAAAAACGUUUUUUUAUACUAAUAUUUAUUUAAAACUUUGGAGUUAACUCUAAAUUUGUAAUAUUGUAAUACUCAUUACCGAUUCCGUACUUUUU
This is a messenger RNA of Microplitis demolitor, 2089 nucleotides long. RefSeq names its product SET and MYND domain-containing protein 4. NCBI's taxonomy places the organism in Eukaryota, Metazoa, Arthropoda, Insecta, Hymenoptera, Braconidae. Bases 108 to 1937 code for a protein of 609 amino acids. The transcript has 5 exons. Gene Ontology annotation, molecular function: protein binding. The record is from RefSeq and is a predicted model, not a curated record.